UCAUUCCAUUCUGUUAUCUCUCGUUUCUAGUCGGCAAACCGAUAAGAACAAAAUACGUGGAAAACAGAAUCAAGAGCUCUGUAUCAUCUUCUUCAAACAAAAUCCACAAAUUAUCUUAAUUAAUUUUUCAUCAUGUCCAAGUUAGAACGCAAUGAAAUUCUACUUUUAUUUGAUGUCGAUGGUACUCUUACAUUUCCACGUACCGUCAUUACACCCGAAUUCGAAGAAUUCUUUUACUCCAAAGUACAACCCCGAGCAACAAUUGGCAUUGUUGGUGGUUCUGAUUUGGAAAAGAUGUUCGAACAAUUGAAUGGUAAGAAGAUUUUAGAGAAAUUCGACUUUAUAUUCCCAGAAAAUGGUCUGGUUCAGAUCGAAGCUGGCAAAGAAGUUGGCAAGCAAUCCAUUCAAGAGCAUUUGGGUGAGAAAACUUUGCAACGGUUCAUCAACUACGUUUUGAGAUAUCUCUCCGAAUUGGAAUUGCCAAUUAAGAGAGGAACAUUCCUCGAAUUUCGCAAUGGCAUGAUGAAUAUCUGUCCAAUCGGCCGUCAAUGCACCAGAGAAGAGCGAAAUAUGUUUGCCGAAUAUGAUAACCAACAUGGCGUACGAAAGGCAAUGAUAAACGCUCUGACGCGUGAAUUCAGUGACAUUGAUCUGACCUAUAGCAUUGGGGGACAGAUAAGUUUUGAUGUUUUUCCACAUGGGUGGGAUAAGACCUAUUGCCUUCGACACAUCGAAAAAUUCCACAAUUUCGAAGAGAUUCACUUCUUCGGCGAUAAGACCGAACCAGGCGGCAAUGAUUACGAGAUCUUUGUUGAUCCACGGACAAUUGAACAUAAAGUUGAAACUCCCGAUGAUACUAGAAGAAUUCUAACCGAACUACUCGGUCUGUAAAAACGGAUUUAAUGUCAAACAAAACUAUUUAACUGCAUUUGCUAGCAUUUGAGAAACACAAACAUUCUAAUAGAAAAUCGCUUUAAUUUUUAUUAAGUUUAUAAAAAUAAAACUAUACUUUUAAAAA
Molecule: messenger RNA, 1018 nt
Organism: Episyrphus balteatus (marmalade hoverfly)
Lineage: Eukaryota; Metazoa; Arthropoda; Insecta; Diptera; Syrphidae
Gene: Pmm2
Product: phosphomannomutase
Exons: 1
Coding region: 133-891 (252 amino acids)
Biological process (GO): protein N-linked glycosylation; GDP-mannose biosynthetic process; mannose metabolic process
Cellular component (GO): cytosol
Molecular function (GO): phosphomannomutase activity
Source: RefSeq, a predicted model, not a curated record